Molecule: messenger RNA, 13658 nt
Organism: Corythoichthys intestinalis (scribbled pipefish)
Lineage: Eukaryota; Metazoa; Chordata; Actinopteri; Syngnathiformes; Syngnathidae
Exons: 3
Coding region: 425-1891 (488 amino acids)
Source: RefSeq, a predicted model, not a curated record
UACUUCCACUUAAUUCUAUUGAACAUAUGUAAUGCUGAGGCAAUUUGAGAAAUUUAGUAUUAAAAAGAAACGUGUACCGUGUACAACUGUCCAGCAGACAGAGCUCUUGCAGUGUGUCAAAUGCCUUGAAAAGGUGAUUCAAUUUCGGGCAAUCGUCUCAAAAGUGGUUCAUUGUUUCGGAAAGCCUCGGUUUCUCCAUCCCUAAGUGCAAAGUACAAGGUGCACAACCAUGACGUGGUUGUUACAUCCAUGGACAUGAAAUCGAAAUGUUGCUAGCUUUCCUAUUUGUGUGAAAGCAAAGUGAAAGUAAAUUCUUUUAUGGCUUAUUGCCAAGUUUCAUUUCCAAGGUAAUAGUAAACCAGGAAGCUUUAAAGCUGCUCACAGACAACACAGCUCAGAUGCGAGGAGAGCCAACUAUUGAAGGAUGAAGCUGUCAGGAGGACUCGUGCUUUGCUUCGCUGCUCUGUUUCUUUCCCUCACCCCUGUCCAUGGUAUUAAGCGGCUGCACACAAUCAACGAUCUGAAAAACGUGGACUUUGGCAGAUCUGUGCCCAAACACAGCUUACUUCUCCUCCACUGGUUUGCCAACACAAUUGACAUUGACAACAAUGAUGUCAUGCGACUGACUUUUGACCCAAACCUUGGAACUUACGGGUCACAUCACUACGGCAACUACGAGAGAAUUCUGGACCCUCUCCCUCAUGGGAAUAUCAGAUACCGUUAUUACACUGUUGGUAAUCUCAACCGAGGCCAAGUCGAUCUUCCCGUUUAUGUCCUGCAUCCACCACGUGAAGAGUUUAGGGGAAGAAACCGGGACAGGAUCAUAUUCCGAGUGAGGGAGCAAACCACAGGAUGGAGCGCUGGAGAGACGAUAGAUGAAGUCUACAUCACGCAGCAUUUCGAAAAUUCAAAUGAGGGGACGCGUUACGAUCCCGCCCAUACAUACCGGAUCACGACCAACCUCCUAAGGCAAAUCAGAGAGUUUUCAGUGGAAGAAAACCAAAGAAAUUCAUUGAUGGAGCUCAGAGACGACUUUGGAAGCAACAUAAGCGAUUCACACCUACAGAACCUCUUAGCCGUAUGGCGUGAACUUGCUUGCCUUGGACUGCUGUUGUUCAUGAUCCUGGAGGAAAAAUACAACCAAAACAACAAACCUCGACCUGCGGAUAGAAGGACACCGCCUCAUUGUGCCAUCAACGUUCCAGAGGAAAUACAAAAUCACUACAGUCCUCUGCAAAGCCUAAGAGGUGUAUUUGCUCAGGAUCAGAUUCAUCUUGAAGUGACCACUGGGCCUAAUGGAAAAGCUUUGAUCCAUUGGCGAGAUGUUCCUGAAGAUCGCCUUAACCAACAAGUGAUGGUGGUACUGUAUAAAGACAACAGUUCCCAAGAAGCAUUGUAUUCUAAGGUCAUCAAGACCAGUGACGGCCAUGUCAACACCUCCGUACUACUGAAUCCUGGCCUACAGGCCCGGCUCCAUAAGACAAGGGUAAAGUACUGUUUCUGGACAGUAGCGGCUGAAGAGAUAUGCAGAGGAAGGGAGUUUGAAAAUCCAGAUAAAGUCAGACUACAGGACUAUGAUAUGUACUUACAACUAUUUGUAAAAGAUGGUAAGGCUGGUGCACGCUUAUUUGUGGACAAGACGUUCACAUACUGGAGGUCACAGUUCAACAAGUCCUGGGUGGGGUUCUACGAAAAUGAACAUAAAACCACUCAAGAAUAUGAAUGGUGGCAGUGGCAAUGGGCCACAAAGUUUCAACCAGCUUCCACAACCGUUGACCACUUCCAUGAUGUUUAUGAGUAUCACUCAGGCAUGACGAUCACCCCUGGAGUCCAAGCAAGAUUCAUUCUCAGGAAUUAUAGUGUUUUGGCUCGAACACCAAGCUGGAGGUGAUGACAAAUUCCAUACAUCAUUUUAUGGAAGUCAGACAAUGGCACAAAAAAAAUCAAAUCAAAUUUCCCCCCCCCAUUUUUUUUUUUUUUUUUUAAAUUCAUUUAAUUGUAAUUAAAACAAAACCAAAAAAAAGCUCCUUGGCUUGGACCCACGGAUCAUCACUUAAAGGGGGGAAUAAACUAAUUGGACUAAGACCCUCAAUUUGAUGUGGGGGGACACUGCUGGGCAGCUUUCUCCAUUAUGCCACUAAAUUUUGGUAUGCAUUUGCCUUAAUUUUGUGCAUUUAUACUGUAUAUAUUGUACAAAGUAGAAAAUAAAAUAGAAUAAAAUGUUUAAAUUGCGCAGUAUACAUUUCAAAAGGAGAAAGCUAUGCUUUGAAAAUGCUAUUUUAAAAAUGCCUUGAAGUAGAGUUGACGGCGAUAGACGUCUAAUCAAUUUGAACUGGAAUGAUUGUUCAUUCUCUGCCAGCCCUAAAAUGAACUGGAUGUCUAGUAGUGACAAACUAAUUCAAAUUCACAGCAGAAGGAUGAAAAGAGACAUGAUUGGACGUCUAUCAUCGUCAGUGGCAUUAAGUUUGUUCCAUAAACACUCAAUUCACAUUAACUUGCAUCUCAAAUCAGCUUUCCCUAUAGGAAGUAUGUAUUUUUUCCCAUUGAGUUGUGGAACACAACAAAAAUAAUAAGCUUCAGAGUCACUGAAACUGCAACGAAUCACUGCAGGUAGUCUCAUGACACUAAAGUUAGACAUGCAGAAAUUUUUUAGUCAUUCAUUUCGUUACUUUUGAAAUGCUGAUAAUAGUCAUUAGUAAAUGAAACAAUCAAAUAUGUUAAUGCAUGUGGUUGACCCUAAUUAAUAUAACAUCAACAAGAAGCCUUUAUUCAGCUGCUUGUACAGUACUUUGCAUGUCAAAUUGAAUAUUAUAAGCGAGGCCAUUCCCAUCCCUUGUGACAGGCUCUAAUAGUUCUAAAUAUCCUGGGCAAGCCAGCACAAGACCCACAAAGUCAUGAGACAAUGAGUCAUCAUUAAUUUAGCUGCAAUAACCCAGUUAUGAAAGUCAUUGGCUUGAAAAACAACAGGGAAUAAAGACAUCUAGGGCUUUUGUUGUUUUUUUUUUUGUUUGUUUGUUUGUUUUGUUCAGCCAAUAGGCCUUGUUUAAACAAGUUUUGUAUGACUGAACAUUCUACUUCAUUGUCUCAACAAUCAAAAGAAGUACGUACUGGUACUAUAAACUGGUUCUGUUUUGCGUUGUGUAUUUACGAAUGUAUCUGAAUAAAAAGAUGCUCCCUAGUCUUAUCUUGGUAAAUGGAUUAUCAUCAGGCAUUGCCAUAAAUACUGUAUUUUUCAGACUAUAACUCGCACCUGAGCAUAAGUUGCACCAGCCAUAAAAUGCCCAACGAAGAGGAAAAAUAAGUCGCACCGGAGUACAAGUCGCAUUUUUGGGGGAAAUUUACUUGAUAAAAUCCAACUCAUAGGACGGAUAUGUCAUCUUAAAAGGCAAUUUAAAAUAAAAAUACAAUAGAGAACAACAUGCUGAAGAAGUAUAGAGUAUGAUAAUGUUACAUGAUGCAUGAACAACGAAAUGUCAAUGUGGCCGGUAUGUUAACGUAACACAGCUAUCAAGAGUUAUUCAGAUAACUAUAGCAUAAAGAACAUGCUAACAAGUUUACCGAACCAUCAGUGUCACUCCAAAACUCCAAAAUAACAUGUCAAAUGAUAUAAUAAUGAGUUAAUAAUUUCCCACAUAAGUCGCUCCACAGUAUAAGACGCACCCCCAGCCAAACUAUGCAAAAAAAAAAAAAAAACUGACUUAUAGUCGGAAAAAUACAGUAAGUAGAAUGUAAUCGUGCAAAGAGUCACUAUGUUCAUACCACUCACGUACACAUGAUUAUAAAAAAUAGCAACACCCCUGUUCAAUAGCAGGUUAUACAACAGAAAAUGAGUGAGGCAUGUGUGUUCUUACUCCAGUCUGACCCGAUUAUUUUUCUACUUUAUCUUUUUGUUAAUUGAGUGACACAGGUUGUUGGUCACAGUGAAAUAAAGUUUUGAAAUGAUUUCUGACAUUUUAUUUCAACUAAUUGGCUGCCAUUGACGGUGAUAGACGUCUGUCCAAUUAGACUGGACGUCUCACUGUCAAUGACAGUGAAUCAUGAUUACUCAAUGCCAGUCAUCCAAGUGGAAAUUGAUUGAUACCACCACUGUCAAUGGCAGUAAAAAAGGUUAAAGGAAAAGACAAGAGAAUAAAUGACCAUGUGGAAGAUGGUGUCUCACAGAAUCUAAAUAUGCAAAUCACUAAAUUCGUAGAACUAUAACCUAAUGGAGAAAAACGGCAUAUAGAGAAUGCAUAACAAUCUUGACGUCAGUCGCAUAUAGUCAUGCGCGUACAUCAUAUGUUUGCUGAAUGGGGUUGGGCAUCGUUUGAAAUUGAUUCCAAUUCAGAUUCCAAUUCCACGUUUCGAUUCCGGUUCUGAACGAUUCUCGAUUCAGAUUCUUUUAAGAGGCAGGAUCAAAAGAGGCAGGGUAAAUAAAAUUGCAGUUUAUAUUACUGUCUUCUUGAUGACUUUUUUUUUUUUUUUUUUUUUUUUUUAAAUUAUAUGAACUUCUCACAGACACAUGCAAUGUUUGUGUUGUGACAAUACCAGUUAGGCCACUGAGUGGCGCUGUAGGAGUGUAUACAUGUAAUGAGGCCAUGAAGCCGGAGGCAUUUAAUCAUAUUGGUCGUGUAGCCACCUUUGCAUGAAAAAAAAAAUACAUUUUAUAUAUAAAUAUAUACAUAGUUAUAUACUUUUGUUGAAAAUGGUGCAUUGAGCUGACUGGUCUUUUUUUUGUAAAGUUGAGCCAAAUUUUUCAGCGCCUCCGCACCAUGUCAAUGGUUGUAAUAAAGGUACAAUGCACUCACACACGCUUCAUGUGUCUUUUUUUUUUCUCGUUUUUUCGGCAGCAAUUUUUUUCCCGCUCGGCGGUCAGAGCAUCGAAACAUGGAAUCGAAAUUUAAAAAUUCGAACUGUUCCAGGAGUGUUAGUCACAGUUCCCAUCGAUGCUUGAGGCCCAACCCUAUUGCUGAUACUAGAGGUGUGCAAAAUUUCCGAUUCUUAGAUUAUUCGCGAUUCGGCCGUGGAAGAUUUGAGAACGAUUCACAAACAUCCGAAUUCCGAUUAUUGAAAUAUGCCAAGUAAAGCAGAAGUAGGACACACUCAGCGCGCCGCGCGGUCUUCGGUACACAAUUAGGGACGGAGCGAGAGUAGCUAAACAUCAUGCUUCUCAUUACCCGGCCCCUCGGGUAACGCCAAUGCUCAACUCACGGCUCUAGCUCAACUUAUGCCACGAGGUAAAAAAAAAAAACAACAACAUACCUGACUGCUGCCGAAAAGCUGCUACAAGCCACAUUAUGUUACGGUAGAUAUCAUUUAUAUAGGACUAGAUGCAUUAUAGCUUCGGUAUCGUUACCGGCACAUCUACAAAAAACUAGAUGAGGGCGUUAGUAACGGCCGCCAUCUUAAAGCAGUACACUUCCCUGCAAGGCUGUUGUUGCGAACCUUCCAAGCGAACCUAAUUAACUUUUUAUCUAAAAUACUCCUAAAGAGGUAAAAUAUUGACUUGAAUCUAUCUUUAAAAUAGUUUUAAAACUUUUACAUGUUGAAAGUAGACAAAAGAGAAAUUAUGGAAUAACAGGAGCAAUUUUAACAACUUUAACGGUUGAUUCACAACAUUAAAUUAAUUGAAAGUAGUUUAAAGCUGCUGAUAUAGAAUGGGGACUGGAGUUUUUUUAUUUACUGUUAUUUUUGUAUAUUUGUUUACUGCUAUAUGUUAACUUGAUAUUGAAAUAGUAGUUUGGUUUAGCCUGAGAGGAUUUUUGAACAAUUUUGGAACUAAUGUACAAAACAAAUUUAAAAAAAAAAAAAAAAAAGGAGUGGGGUGCAUCAAUAAUCGUUUUAUAAUCGAAUCGGAGCCUCUGAAUCGUAAUCGUAAUCGAAUCGUUAGGUGCCCAAAGAUUCCCAGCUCUAGCUGAUACACUUGAAAAAGGUCAAAAGUAGCUAGGGAAAUUGACACAAUAUUUGUAGUUUGUGUAUCUGUGCAAUAUGUCUCCGUUACCAUUUCUAUGCCUGAGUCAGAGUCGAAGCCUGCUCCACUUACUCAGGCCAGUAAAGCGUGAAUAGGCCAUUGAUAGCAUAUUGCAAAAUGUGUAGCAAAUAUUUGACUAGCAUACAGAACAAUUUGAUAUGUGAACAAUUUAUUGCUUAAACUAGUUCUGGCAUUUAAAAUUGUCUGACAACAGCUAUUUUGCCUACUUCCAGGAAAUAUUGACUAUUUGUUUUUUUUCCACGACUACAAAUCAGAAAAUUAAAAUUCCAUGUCUUUUUACUUUAUUAAAGAAUUUCAUUGCAGCUGAUCAAGACCUUGUCUUAAAUAGUAAAUAGUUCUCUAAAUAGUAUCUUAUCAGACCAAUCAGAACCACACAAACCAAGGUGAUGACAGUAGUGGACCAAAAUGUGCAAAGUCAGAUAUUAUCGCCAGUAACGUAAGAUCACUUCCUCUGGAGGUAUGCAAAAAAAUAUAUUUAGCUACUUAUCAGUGACCACCAAAGAUCAAACAUCUGAUUGCCCACAGUGUUGUUUUUGGCAGCAAGUUUAAUUUGUGUCUUAGUCUUUUGGAUGAAAAUACUUAUUAGUCUUAAGUCUUAUUUUAGUCAUUUCAAAAUGUGUCAAACUUAGUCUAGUUUUAGUUGACGAAAUCUCAUACAAAUUUUGUACAGUUUUAGUCAACGGUUACUUAAAAUGUUUUCGUCUGCUAAAUUCCAAAGUUAUUAGUGAAAAAAUAAUUUAAAAAAGAGGUUUCCAACAAUUCCGAAUGGACGUAGACAGACGAGCACAUACUGUAGCAUCUACAAGGACAACGCCAACAAAAGCAGAGUGUUAUUUUCAAUUAAACCCACCAACAAGCCACGAACUGUAUGUAAAAAAAAAAAAAAAAAAAAAAGUUGUCCGAGUGUUUAAGAGGAUGCUUGCUACGCUAAAGUUGAUGCUAAUUCUAACACAAAUGCUAUUCUAAAACGACAAGUUACAUUAACUGUGUUAUAAUCACUCAGCCCAGACCUUUAAAGGCUAAAGCAACAUUGCAUAUUCUCUCUUGCCAAGAUGAAAAAAACAAACCUUAUGUGUGUCCAAACAAGCCUAGCUUGAAAUGCAUCCUAAACUCCGGUGAGGAGAGUGAGGGAGAGGCGCGGCACAUCUCACAUGAGUGACAAAACCCAAACACUUCUAUGAUACAAGCUGAUAUACUCCACAUACAAUAUGAAAAUGUCACACAUUGUUAACAUAUGGCAGAAACUAUGUCGCAUUUCCGUCUCGUUGUCGUCUCUUCGAAAAAUGGCAUUCAUCUCGUUGUGUUAUAUUCUACCAAGCCACAUUUUUAGUCUGUCAUCACGAAAAUAUUGUCGACAAAAUACAUUCGUUACUUGUUGACGAAAAUAGGGCUGCAGCUAUCGAUUAUUUUAGUAGUCGAUUAAUCGAUGAACUAGUAAGUUCGAAUAAUCGAUUAAUUGGAUAAGGAACAUAAAUUAAAAUACCUCAGCUGAGGCUCACACGGUAUAGAAAAUAAAUAAGAAUCUAGGUACAACAAAAGAACAAUUGUCUAACUUAUAUAGUAAAAGUCCACUAGCUUAAAUGCUAUAAAAUACUAACGAUUUUUUUUUUUUUAAAUACAAAGCUCUAAACAAAUGGUUCAGACACGUAUUCCCACAAAAAUUGGCUAAAUAUACCAUUAAACUAAAUUACAAAUGCAUCAAUACAUAAAGCAUUAGCUCAAACAAAACCUCAGCUUAUGUUGGUCUUAACAGUGAGCAGAUGGAUUCAGCCAUGAGACUUAGGAAGACUAGAGGGCAGUGUAUCCACCCAAAUCAAUAAAAUUAAGGGCAAACAUUUUUAAAACUAUUACAACGCCACUUUAAACGAAUACUCGAAGCAGCAAAAUUUAAUCCGAAAUUUUUUUUCUAAUCGAAUACUCGAGUUAAUUAAUCGUUGCAGCACUAGACAAAAACAACACUGAUUGUCAAAGCAUCUUUUUUCUUCCUUCAAACAUCAGAGGUAACUAAACUCAUGAUUUGAACGUGACCCAGGUAAAACGUCAUCAAAGAACAAAUAAAAUAGUAUUGCUCAGGUUCUGUUAAAAAAGGUAUUCAUUUGCAAACAUCUUAUUGAAAUACCUGUAUGCACUGGUUCACUACAAACUAGGAGCGGGAACCUCUUGGUACCUCACGAUACGAUACGCGAUCCAAAGCUCACGAUAACGAUCUGACGAUACAAUGAUUAUCGAUACAUUGGUCAGGAAAUCAUUCUAGGAUUUUCUACAAACAACUAAUAAACAGAAAAACAAGCUUCUGCUAUGAAUUUGAAUGAGUUUAUCACUAGCAGACGUCCAAUCCAUUUGAGCUGGGAGGGUAGCAGCGAAUGAACAUUCGUUCAGUACAGUAAUUGCUGUACUAUUUUGUUUUCUACUUGUGCACAGGAACUCUCACAAACACUCUUUUCCCAGUUCAUUUUCAUUUUCCCUUCUAUGACAAAAUGCUUUCUUUCACUCCUCCUGCACAACUUAGCGGGAAGUAAGAUUAGCUGAAGUUCCUCUUUUUAUUUUCACUCAUAUUUCACCCACAUAGCCGUGUUUCAAAUACUAAGCAGAUCUAUGUAUUGGCUAGGCCAACUCUGUUAUCCUAUUUGCUUAAUAGACAGAAAGGAACAAUGGCUAACAGUGUAAACUGGAGGCGUUAAGAAUGUUUUAUGGCUUCCAGAUUUGGAAUGCAUCACCUCCUGGCCACAAAACAGCUAGUGAGCUACAGCUGUCUCCAGAUAGCCACACAAGGAUGAGUCAUUCAAAAAGAGCAACAGAAUAGAAACUGUACAAAUAGGAUCAAAAUCUCUUACUAAAUGCAUACAUACUAGUCCUGCUCCUGAGAAUGCAACCUUCGCCAAUAAAUUAAGAGGAAUUUAAGUAUUGGUAAUACCUGCUGGCAACAAUGAAGAGACGAGCAUGAAAGUGCGAAUUUUGUCCAGAUGGUGGUGCUAAAAGACAGGUGAAAUGUUGACCAAAAUUGCAAUUUUUACCUCCAAUACAGUGACUAUGGCAGAUUGAUAUUCAAAAUUUCAACUCCUCAGCUCUUCAAGUAAAACCAUAAUGACCAAAAUUAAAAUAUAGUAAGGGAAGCCUUAGUGUUCAACUACAACUCAAACAACAAUAUGUAGGCUAUAGUUUUUUCCCCCAAGUUACGUCUCAAACAGAUAAAAGCUAAAUUAGUCAACUAGUGCUGCAACGAUUAAUCGAUUAACUCGAGUAUUCAAUUAGAAAAAAAAAAAAAAAAAAAAUCGAAAUAAAUUUUCCUGCUUUGAGUAUUUAAUUAAAAUGGUGUCAGAAUGGUUUAUUUUGAAAGGGUUUGCAUUUAGUGUUAUUAAUUUGGGUGGCAACAUUUGCCCUCUAGACUGGCUGCUUCGUGUUAAGACCAACAUAGGUUAUUGUUUGAGCUAAUGUUUUUUUUUUUUUUUUCCAAUGCAUUUGUAAUUUAGUUAGGUAGGAAUAGGUAUGUUUAGCUGUUUUUGUGGGAAUAUGUCUGAACCAUUUGUUAAGAGCAUUGUAAAAAAACAACAAAAAAAAGUUAGCGUUUUAUAGCAUUUAAGCUAGCGGACUAUAGACCCUACCCACCGACGUCACAAAAUCACAUGCUCGCUGUAUGGUUCCGCCCACUUGUCCGUCAUUUUGUGUCUGUAUUAUCAAUGGUCUCAAUUGAUCGAGCAAUUUAUAAUGCAUUUCAUGGAAGACCCGGUGCUUUCGGAUGCCGUAAACUCACUUGAUGCGUUGCAUAAAAGGCGUUAUGUGGAAAAGCUUCAGUUUAUCCAUUCGCCAGAUCCAUAUUUGAUCCCUAAAUCGAUGUUUUUCGACCCGCUGUCUCCGCCGUAUUUGCCUGACAUCUGCUAGCUACCCUGAACUGUACAACUACCUUGUCCACACAAAAUCAGCCUAUUCUCACGAAAGUUUGAAAAACUUUAAGAGCUUGGAGGCUUAUAAAUACUUCGUUGCUGGUUGGGUGAAACAGGUCCUCGUCCACGAAAAUUUGGCAGGAAUCUAUCUUGUGCUUGGAAAGAUGAGUUACGAAAUUUUCAAUUCAAAAUCUUUUGUUAUUGCUAACAUCCACUGUCAAGUCUAAUGUAUUUCAUGUCGUUUGUCAAUGGAGUUAGGGCUUUUAAUGUUUAUAUGGUUUAGCGAUAGCACUCUCACUACAUACAUACGUGUAUGUUGUCGGCGAUUAGCCUAGCAAUGAUCUUAAUUGUGGUUGUCAGCCCAAAACCCUCUAAAUAUAUAUUAAAUGCAUCUUACCAGAUAUAAAAUGACUACUACAUAAUCUGUGGUAAUCGUUUGGAGCCCAGUUUUCUCGUCGAAUUGCAGCAGCCCAUCUCGCUCUCUUCUCUCCGGGUCUCUCGGAAUCCGGUAGAACUUCAAGUCUCUCCGUCUUUCUUCUCUGUUAUUGCAACCGACCGCCACACACGCCUUCACCAUUUUGAUUAUUAAUGUUAACGAGCAGAAAAACACGUCGUAAAUAGGAGGAAUGUACGUAGCCGUAACAGGGAAACAUGAUGUGUUGACGGACAAUUGGGCGGCACCAGUCAGGAGGAAGGAGUUGUGACGUCACGUGGGUAGGGUCUAUUGCUAUGUAAGUUAGCAAUUGUUCUUUUGUUGUACAUAGAUCCAAAUUUUUUUUUUUUAUACCGUUUGAGGCUCAGCUCAGGUAUUUUAAGUUUUCAUGUUCCUUAUCCGAUUACUCGAUUAUUUGAACUAUCUAGUUCAUCGAUUAAUCGACUACUAAAAUAAUUGAUAGCUGCAGCCCAACAGUCGACUAUAAUUUUACAGUGAAAAUCAUCAUUUUAAUCCCCACCUGAUUCAUUUAUUCUGAAACUGGAAAGAUCCUUGGCUUAAAUAUGUAUUUUCUUGACUUAAUUUCCUGCUGUUGUGGGACUAGUCCUGUAAUUCUCAUCUUCACCCCCUUGACCUACAUUUGAGCUCACAGGCUACCUUUCUUACUCUGCUGCACGUGAUAAAGUGUAGAAAAGGGUGAUGAUAAUAGUUUUUUGUUGUUUUUUUCCAAUCCUUCAAAGAAAAGUGUUAAAACUUCUUUGUGACAAGAUUGUAGUUGUAUAAUUCAUCCAUUUCAAGACUAUACUGUAGAUUCUUCCAACAUCAUAGUCUCACAAUUUAAUUUUAUUUUUAUUUUUUUUUAUAUGAUGUACAAAUUUAACACAAUAAGUCACAUUUUACCCAAAGCAAUAAAAACUACCUAGUAGUUUUGAUGCUUUUGACAAUUUUUUUUUUUUUCCCAAAACAUUUGUUAAAAAGCGGAGUGUAAAACGUUCUUUUUCAUAAGACGGUCUGUCUGAAAGAUCAUAAUGUUUCACCUUGUUCAUCAAUUCAAUUGGACCAUUGGUUAAUGCAUCGAUCUGAUUGAUGAACUGUUACACCAUUUUCAUGAGAUUAUCUGAAAUUGAUUCUUUAGACAACGAUGCGACAUUUGCCAUUAUUGACUCAGACGUAAAAUUUGAUAGCCAUCUAAAGUCCGUCACUAAAUCUGGUUAUUACCACCUAAAAAAUAUAGCCAGAAUUAAGGGGCUUCGGACUCAACAAGACAUGGAAAAACUUGCAUGCAUUCAUUUUCAGCAGAUUGGACUAUUGCAACGGUAUAUUUACUAGAGCUGUCCCGACUAGUCAACAUUGUUGACGUCAUCGAUGACGUAAAUCCGUCGACGAGCACAACAUCCCGUCGACGGUUAAUGAAGGGUUAAAAAAAUAUAUGCGUGGAAAGUUCAGAAUGUCAGACGCUUGGUAUGCAAGCGGGGAAAUCGGCACAAAGCCAAAAAAGCGCACCAGAGUCCAAAACAUUGACUUAUUUUUAAAGAAACAAAGGAGGGUACACUGUUGUGUCCUGUCUCUUCAAUGCCAAGCUUGGCUGCACGUCAGCCGUGAAUGAUAACGACAGGAGAUUGUAAGUCCAUCUAACUAACUAAUGAUAUGUUUUAUUGAAGUUAAGCCUGUCGCUAUAUGCAAUGAUUCCAUUUAUUGCAUGGUAAAUAAAAAUGAGGGCGGUCAUUUUCUCGGGUGCGUUUUAUCGCUGCGCGCGCGUGCGUGCAUACAGUUGUGCGUGCGUGCUGAUAGCAUAUGAGACUCCAGUUCUUUUCUGUCAUCAACACGCUGUAGAAUUAAAGUUCAGACAUACAAAAUAAGAAAACACAUCUAUAUUAAACACUAUAUACGUUAGCAAUGCUACAUUAAGGUGAAUGGGGAAAAAGACGACCUACUUUAGAACCUACUAGAAAACAGGCAGCCUUGUCCCAAACUUGUAGUUAAAAGGUGACACUUCAAACAUGAAAAAUCGCUGGUUAACAGCAUUUGCAAAAGGAAAAAAAAUCUAUUACUGACAACACAUGCAAUGACAAAAAGUGUCUUUUUGCGGAAUGUAAAGCAUAAGUUAGCGAUUUAGCAAGCGUACUUCCCGUGAACAUUUCAAAAUAAAUAACAUAUAAAUAACAAUUUCUGGAGUUAAUCCUACAUACUUCAGAUUCUACACUAAGAAUACCUUUAAAAUGACACUCUUUAUGAAAAGUCUGAUUGGCAAUGAAUAAUUAUUAUAAUACUAUUAUAUAUAGUACUACAGUAUACUAUAAUAUUAAUGCUAGGUAUUUUUUUAAGAAUUGUUUUGAAUCAUGUUGGAAAGGUGAAGUCAGUGUUCUGAAUCUGUUUACAUUCCAUUCUUCUGCACAAGUUAAUUUUAUCAGCAUUUGAACUCAUUGUUUGUGAUUUAUUAUUGUUAUUCAUCUGUUUUUUUUGUACUUUAACAAAGAAUUUAAGUGUUCCAAAAUGGUUUUGUGAAUUGAUAAGCGUCAACAAAAAUUUCAUUGCUAAAUUAGUAAAAAAAAAAAAAAUAAUAAAUUAAAAUUAAAUUAAAAGAUUAGUCGACUAAUCGUAAAACUAGUCAGCUGAUUAAUCGGGAGAAAAUUAGUCGUUUAGGACAGCCCUAAUAUUUACAGGUCUUGAUAAAAAAACAGUCAGGAAGCUGCAGCUAGUACAGAAUGCUGAAGCCAGAGUCCUGACAAAUACAAGGACAUUGGACCACAUUACACUGGUUUUGAAAUCGCUACAGUGGCUUCCAGUGAGUCAAAGGAGAGACUAUAAAAUACUACUGUUCGUCUACAAAACACUUAAUGGCCUUGUACCAAACACAUGCUUGAUUUGUUAGAUUCCUAUGAAACAUCUAGACCCCUAAGGUCGUCUGGAAUUGGUCUCCUGUAUGUUCCAAGAACAAGAACCAAGCAGGGUGGGGCAGUAUUUAGGUAUUAUGAUCCUCACCUCUGGAACAAGUUACAUGAAGGUCUGAAGUAUGCUCAAACUGUUAGCUCCUUUAAAUCAGGGCUAAAAACGAUUUUGUUUCGCACUGCAUAUCCAUAACUGUCUAUAUAUUUCAAUCUAUUUGCUUUCUAUUCCUCUUGUGCUUAUCUCCAUUGCUGAUUUCAAUUAAUAGCAGUAGUAGUAGAAGUAUUUGUUUUAUUUUUCAUUUAUUUUUUAUUCUAUUCGUGAUUAAAUGCGAUUUUUAUGUAUAAUUUUAUUUCCUAUUUCGAUUGUCUUUGUUUUUAUGAUCUAUUGAUUUUAAUGUGAUUUUUAUGAUCUUCAUGUGAUGUAACGCACUUUGAAUUGCCUUAUGUUGAAUUGUGCUAUAUAAAUAAAUUUGCCUUGGCUUGCC